Peromyscus maniculatus bairdii (prairie deer mouse) is the source of this 1731-nucleotide messenger RNA. RefSeq names its product sulfotransferase 1E1. Lineage: Eukaryota; Metazoa; Chordata; Mammalia; Rodentia; Cricetidae. The record is from RefSeq and is a predicted model, not a curated record. Gene Ontology annotation, molecular function: sulfotransferase activity.
AGACAUAGCUUGUGCAAGAGUCCCCAACCCCAAUUUUUCUGUCUUAAUAUUUUCUGAUCCCUUCGUCCUUCUUCUCAGAUACUUGUCAUUGAUGGUAUUGGUCCAGGUCAGGGUGUGGGAGUUGUGUUGUAGAUAUAUCCAUUGGGACUUUGGCCCACAUCUCUGUACUUUGAUUGGUUUUGGCUUUCUGUAAUGAUCUUCAUCAGUUGCAAAGUUGCCUUGAUGAAGGUGAGGACUACGCUUCUCUCUUAAAACUUGUGCUGCCAUUUGAAGAGAACUAAACCAGAUCAUUUCAUUUCUUUCACGGGAUCAUCUGGACAGCAGCCACCUUGAGAUGGGGACUUCGAGACCUGAGGAUUAUGAAAUCUUUGUUGAGUUCCAUGGAGUUCUAAUGGAUAAACGGUUCACCAAAUAUUGGGAUGAUGUUGAAACAUUCUUGGCAAGGCCAGAUGAUAUUGUCAUUGCUACUUAUCCUAAAUCUGGUACCACAUGGGUUAGUGAAAUUGUAUAUAUGAUCUAUAAAGAAGGUGAUGUGGAAAAAUGCAAAGAGGAUGCAAUUUUUAAUAGAGUACCUCACCUGGAAUGCAGAAAUGAAGAGUUAAUAAAUGGAGUAAGACAAUUAAAAGAGAAGGAAUCUCCCAGAAUAGUGAAAACUCACCUGCCACCCAAGCUUCUUCCAGCAUCAUUUUGGGAAAAGAACUGCAAGAUGAUCUAUGUUUGUCGGAACGCCAAGGAUGUGGUGGUUUCUUAUUAUUACUUUUUCCUAAUGAUAGUGAGCUAUCCAAAUCCUGAAUCCUUUUCAGAAUUUGUGGAGAAAUUUAUGCAAGGACAAGUUUUGUAUGGUUCGUGGUAUGAUCAUGUAAAAUCUUGGUGGAAAAAAAGUAAGAAUUCACAUAUAUUAUUUGUGUUUUAUGAAGACAUGAUAGAGGAUAUCAGAAGAGAAGUGAUAAAAUUGAUAGAAUUCCUAGGGAAGAAGCCCUCAGAGGAGCUCAUAGAUAAGAUCAUUCAACACACUUCAUUCCAGGAGAUGAGGAACAAUCCAUCUACCAAUUAUACAACAAUGCCAGAGGACAUGAUGACUCACAAAGUAUCGCCUUUCAUGAGAAAAGGAAUCGUAGGAGACUGGAAGAACCACUUCACAGUAGCACUAAGGGAGAAAUUUGAUGAGCACUAUGAGCAACAAAUGAAGGAAUGCACCCUCAAGUUUAGAGAAGAGCUCUGAGAUGCUUCCUUUUCUUGUAUCUGAAAUUGGAACAUUCUUCAAUUUAUCCUCCAGUUUCUGCUGGUUUGCCUGUCGGUAGAAGUAGAAGUCUUUUGAAGUCUUUUGGAGAAGUCUUUUGAAGGCUGAGAUUUCAUUUCUUUCUCUCUUUUUUUUUUCAAACUUCCAUAUCAAUUUAAUUUCUGCCAGCAAAUUAUUUUGACAGCAAAACCACAUUUUCUUAUAUAUAACAUAAGCAUUGUCCUCUUAUAGUAUUCAAAGAUCUCUAAUAAAAAUAAUUUGAUGUCUCUAUAUUUAGAUAUUCAUAUUACAAUAUAAAUGUUUUCUUGGUGAUACAAAGAUCAACAAAUAUAAAGAUGCUUUGAGAUUGGCAAGUAGGUAACCUUUUGAUUGUGUUUGGAAGCCAAAUAUAUGCAAAACUAUAUGAAGAAAUUAAAGCAAUUUCAAGAAUUAUGAGGUCACUUGAAGAUAACACCUAAAGACUCACAAAUAAAAAAAUAGUUAAACUGAAA